AUGGAUGUCGAUCCAAGUCCCGCGCUGGACGCGCAGCGGAAGGCUCAUCCGGAGCUUUCCGAACAGUUGGACAAAAUGCAGAAAUUCGUGAACGCCAAGCUGUACCACCAGCUCACCCAGACUCUCUUGGAGUACCUAGUGAGUCCUCCAUUCGCUGCUGCUACGCCUGCGGCGGCUGCAGAGUUGAAGGAUUUUUUCGAGGGCUUCAUCAAGGCCUUUGAGGUGAGAUUCGACAAAGUGCGAUGGGUUCAGAUCCUUUCAAUAGUGGCAAGUCCCCAGACUCCGGCUGUGGCAUUGGAGCUGAUCGCACCUUUCGAGGCUGCGAUGGCUGAGAGCCGCGAUGCCAAGUUCCUUUGGCAAGCCCUCAAGGGCGAGAAGCUGACUCUGUCGGGUGACACGGAGUCGGCGAAGGAACUCCUGGAAAACUUGGGGGCUGAGAUAGACAGCGCCUACGAGGUACAGGCGCUCAUUCAGUCCCAUUUCCACAAGACCAACGCGCUGCUUUGGAAAACUCUGGGACGUUCACAGGAGUUUUACAAGAGCUCCAUUCUCUACCUUGCCUUCACUCCGCUGGAAGCGAUUCCUGUAGAGGAGAGACCGCGCAUCGCCUUCGAGACCGUGAUCGCUGCUCUGGUUGCCGAGGAGGAAUUCAACUUUGGCGAGCUCACUCAGCAAGAGAUCAUCCAGUCUCUCGACGGCUCUGCAUACGCUUGGGUCAGAGACCUUCUACAGGCAUUCAGCGAGGGAAAGUUCGAUUUGUUCGAUGCAGCAAUUUCCAAGAACCGAGCACAAAUGGAGGCCAGUCCUGAGCUGAAGUCUGCGGAGGAGACGCUCAGGCGAAAGAUGUGCGCUCUGUCGCUGAUGGAGCUGGCUUUUAGGAAGCCGAAGAAGCAGCGGCGCUUAACGUUCGCGGAGAUUGCUCAGCACUGCCGAAUCUGUGAGUACAUGUCGCAUCCUUCUCUGUUCCGGGGCUUUGUUGGUUCGACCUCUGGGAGCGCAGCGGUGGACUUUGAGAUUGUAGAGCAUGUUAGCACUGCAGCCAUCUACAGCUUCCAUGGUCGCAGAGGUACCUCGGCGACCCAGGCACGAAUGUUCAAACUUGGUGGCGGGGAGCCAGACGUGCUACACCCCUGGCCUCUUCGGGAUCUUGCCGCUGAAUUGCGGCAAGAGGCUGGUAAGCGGCCGACGGUGGCACUACGAGAUGGACUUGGCUUCCUCAUCGAAGCUUCGCCGAGCGCGCUGCCCAGCGGAGCUGAAGUGGGCGUGUUUGUCGGCCUCUUCGGCUUGUCGCACACUAGCAAUGAGGCCAAAGUUGAAGAUUGGAUGGUGUCUGGUGGCACGCCGCCAAAGCACAACCCAAUCCGCCUCUGGAGCAUGUUCUCCUACCAGUACGCAGAGACAGGUGGCCGAGUGCAGCCGGACGAGUUGGGAGAUGCUUGCUUCGGAGAGACCUGGCGCGCGGAGCUUUGCGCCCGCGUUUGGACCUGCUUUAUUGGGCGGGGGAAAGAUGGUGUCGGAGGAGGUCGCUGGAGAGUAGCGGCAGGCGUGCGUUUUGCUGCUACAUACCGCAUCGAGGCUUACCUGGGCCCGCCCCUGUCUUCCUGCAGGUCAUACUUGUCGGAAGAGGAGCAGCAGGUUCAUCCACCAGCUUCAUGGUGGGCGCCGCCGGUAUCAGAGCACACUGUGGAGUCGAUGUCUGCGGUUGUUCAGUAUGCAGCAUGGAUGCAACUGCGCCUGCUGUACGUGAACCGUGAAAACUUCUGGUGGGGGCAGCAAGCCCAGGUUCAGCCAGCCAGCUGUUGGCUGGAUUUGAUGCAGGCCGCUGUCCACACAGCCUCGCUCUCCCCAGCAGCUGGCUCGGAGAGGUGGGGCGCACACCAAGCGCCUGAUACUCCGCACGGGCUGUGGCUGGAGUUCGGCGUUGGCUCUGGCAAGACGACAGCUGCGAUCGCAUUCCAGAUGCAAGUCAUGAUGGGCAAGGAGGUAAUGCUGCACGGCUUUGACUCCUUCCAGGGCCUGCCAUCAGACUGGGACCAUACGCACUUGGCAGCGGGCACCUUCAGCAGAGGUGGGAAGAUCCCGGAGCAUCUACUGGAGAUGUCCAAUGUCAAGAUUCACGUGGGCCUCUUCUCUGACACACUAGGUGACCUAGACGAGUUUGGAGAGAUGCCUGUGGCAUUUGCGCACAUCGAUGUGGACAUCUUUCCAUCUGCCGUCGAGGUCCUCUCACGCAUAGCCUGCCAGCUUUGGCCGGGCUCAGUGCUUGUCUACGAUGAGCUGGUGAACUACAUUGGCUUCGAGCUCUCCGGUGAGUACCGCGCAUGGGAGUAUGUUGCUUCUGCCUAUGGCAUAGGUUGGCAAUACGCCGGCAUGUACUGGCAGCAGGCUGUCCCGAUGGUCAUCACCGAGCGCGGACGGAAUUGUUGA
This is a messenger RNA of Symbiodinium natans, 2427 nucleotides long. NCBI's taxonomy places the organism in Eukaryota, Dinophyceae, Suessiales, Symbiodiniaceae. The record is from the annotation of a GenBank genome assembly.